Phycomyces blakesleeanus NRRL 1555(-) is the source of this 1547-nucleotide messenger RNA. RefSeq lists its product as hypothetical. NCBI's taxonomy places the organism in Eukaryota, Fungi, Mucoromycota, Mucoromycetes, Mucorales, Phycomycetaceae. Gene Ontology annotation, molecular function: transaminase activity; pyridoxal phosphate binding. The coding region runs from base 14 to 1294 and encodes 426 amino acids. Gene Ontology annotation, biological process: biosynthetic process. The transcript is spliced from 8 exons. The record is from RefSeq and is a predicted model, not a curated record.
CUCAACACCAAAUAUGGACUACACCAAGUUUAUGAGCGAAAGAAGCCAGGCCAGAAACCCUUCUGCCAUUCGUGCUCUUAUGCCUUACAUGAACUGCAAAAAUAUGAUCUCUUUGGGUGCUGGACAACCCAAUCCUAGCACAUUCCCUUUCGAGAGCAUGCAAUUGAAGCUCAAGACAGGCGAGAUUAUCGAUGUGGAUCCUCAGUUAUUCCAGCGAAGUUUGUCUUAUGACCUCACUUCUGGAUUAUCUCCUCUGAACGAGUGGUUACGGGGACUUCAUACUCUUGAGCAUACCCCUCUUGUUGACUUUGGUCUCUCCAUUGGUUCCGGAUCUCAAGAUCUUCUGACAAAGGCAUUUGAUAUGGUUAUUGACCCAGGAACAGCCAUCCUCGUGGAAGAUCCCACUUACACCGGUGCUCUCUCUUUUUUGGACACUCUAGAUUGUGACCUAGUUCCAGUUGCAACAGAUGCGGAUGGUCUUGUCCCAGCUUCACUCGAAAAGACUCUUGCCAACUGGCCCGAAAGUAACCCUAUAAAAAAGAAGAACCAGGCUCGCCCCAAGGUUCUCUACACAAUUCCUACAGGUGGUAACCCUACUGGUAUCUCUUCUACCUUUGAGCGUAAAAAGGCUAUCUACAAGAUCUGUCAAAAGUACGACAUUCUGAUCAUUGAAGAUGAUCCAUACUACUACUUGCAGUUUGAUCCCAAGCGCAUCAAGUCUUAUGUAACCAUAGACACAGAUGGUCGUGUACUCCGUAUGGACAGUAUGAGCAAGAUCCUUUCGUCUGGUAUGCGUAUUGGCUGGGUGACUGGUCCCAAAGCCUUGAUUGAACGAAUUGAUAUGCAUACCAUGGUUACUAACCUUCAGCCAGGAGGUGUUCCCCAGCUUAUGGCAUACGAACUUUUGAAGGUGUGGGGCUACAAGGGUUUCCUCAAUCAUGUUGAACAUGUUGCUGGAUUCUACAAGUCAAAGAGAGAUGAGUUUAUCAAGGCCCUUGAAAAGAGAAUGACAGGACGUGCUGAAUGGGUCACUCCCAAUUCUGGAAUGUUUGUCUGGCUCCGUCUGUUGGGAGGAAUCACUGAUUCAUACGACUUGGUUAUGAACAAGGCUAUCAAGAAGAAUGUCCUUGCUGUUCCUGGUGUUGCCUUUAUGCCAGCCAAGAACAAGAACCCAUAUAUCCGCGUGUCUUUUAGUUGCGUUACUACUGACAAUAUGGAUGAAGCUCUGCGACGCCUUGCUGAAUGUAUUGACGAAGAAGCUGCUAAGAACCAUAUUCAGCUCAAAGUCAAAUAGGUUAUUUUCCUUGUAUCCAUUCCCCUUCCUCUCCUAACCAUGUGUAUAUUCUUUGAACCCACCGUAUAUUUCUUUUUUUUUUAAAAAAAAAAGGGUUUUGAGAUUUUUAGCCAAGCUUUAUCUUAUUUCUCUAUAUAUAAUUCAUAUCAAUCAUCCGUAUACAAGAAAUUUGUACCUUUUUUUUUCUACACACUAUCUUGUAUCUGCUUAUUAUAUUAAUAAAUACAACACACACAUAUAUAUUACCAUUAUU